Molecule: messenger RNA, 746 nt
Organism: Puccinia graminis f. sp. tritici CRL 75-36-700-3
Lineage: Eukaryota; Fungi; Basidiomycota; Pucciniomycetes; Pucciniales; Pucciniaceae
Exons: 4
Coding region: 54-746 (230 amino acids)
Biological process (GO): rRNA processing; ribosomal large subunit assembly
Cellular component (GO): nucleolus
Molecular function (GO): rRNA binding
Source: RefSeq, a predicted model, not a curated record
UUCCCUCGACUUUUACCCUCAAUCAUCAUCACCUCAAGAACUACUUACACCCGAUGGCCUCACGAUCCGCCCAAGCAACUGCUACAAGCAAGAAACGAAAGAACGUCGACCGGGAGGAAGCCGAGCAGGAUGUCCCAGGAGGCGCUGGGGCUCUGACCACCUCAUCAUCCUCCACCAAGCCUUACAAGUCCAAAGUCUUGAUCCUGUGCUCCAGAGGGAUCACUUAUCGGAUGCGUCACUUGAUGAACGACCUUGCCAAUCUGAUCACUCAUGGCAAAAAAGAUGCUAAACUGGACUCGAAGCACGCCCUCCCUUCGAUCAACGAAUUGGCCGACCUCAACUCCUGCAACCAUGCGCUCUACUUCGAGUCUCGAAGACACUCCGAUCUCUACCUCUGGGCCUCCCGAUGUCCUAAUGGCCCUUCGAUCCGCUUCCAUGUCGUCAACGUUCACACGAUGGACGAAAUGAAAAUGACAGGCAAUUGUCUAAAAGGAUCUCGGCCGAUCGUCACGUUUGGCAAAGAAUUCGAGGACGAAGCGCACUGGAAGGUCUGCAAGGAAGUCCUAACAAAUGUAUUUGCGGUGCCCAAGACGGCCCGAAAAGCUAAGCCUUUCGUCGACCAUAUCAUCAGUUUCUCGAUCGUUGACGGCAAGAUUUGGUUCCGAAAUUACCAAGUAACUAACUGCUCCUAUCCAUCACCAUUACGACCAUCUCCAUCAAUCAUCUCACACAAAAAUCUAAUUUAA